This is a messenger RNA of Pseudoliparis swirei, 4851 nucleotides long. RefSeq names its product armadillo repeat containing 5 (gene armc5). NCBI's taxonomy places the organism in Eukaryota, Metazoa, Chordata, Actinopteri, Perciformes, Liparidae. Gene Ontology annotation, molecular function: protein binding. Bases 498 to 4343 code for a protein of 1281 amino acids. The transcript has 7 exons. The record is from RefSeq and is a predicted model, not a curated record. Gene Ontology annotation, biological process: anatomical structure morphogenesis. Gene Ontology annotation, cellular component: cytosol.
AUUUUGUUCCACAAAAAUUAUUCGGCCAGUGGUAACAAAACAUUGAUCAAUUAGAGCUUUAAUCCGCCAUUUGAUGUGUAAAAAUAUGUUCCAUUGAGAUAAUACAUGUCUCCCACGUAGAAUAACGUUUGUUCGGCCUUCUUACGAUGUAGGCCUGUUUCUUUAGGGAGUGGACCGGAGCUGUUGGAACUCCAUCUCCCAUCAGCGUCCGCGGUGUCAGGUGGUACGACUUUCCUUUUUUCAUGAAAUCUGUAGUUUUCUGAUCACGCCACAAUGUUAUUUUGCGAAACUUAAAAAGAAUAUUUAUGAAUGAACUCGCGAAGAGCCUAAGUUGCGUUAAGAAGCUAACAAUUUAAAGUGAAAGGACAUGGUUUUCAAUUUCUCAGUGUUACACUGUGCGCAUCCAGUGAUGCUCCACAGAGGGAAUAGUAUCUGUCUCAAUUGAGAGGAGGACAAUUAAGAUAAUUGAACCCGGAGCCUCGUCAGGCAGAGAGGCCAUGGCUGCGUCACCGGUGCAAGGUGACGGGAAACGAUCUCGAGAGGGUCACCCAUCAUCACCAGAGUCUUCUUUGACGUGGUGCCUGGCUCACCUGUCUAAACCUGGACCAGGGGCUGAACCUCAGGGGCAUGGCAAGGCGGACUCAGGCGGAGGCAAAGAGGGGGACAAGAGGUCCAGGGUCUCUCAGUGGCGAGCCCUGGUCGCUAUCCGGACGCAGCAUAUCAAGGGGGACAAGGCUGGCAUUGCCCGAUUCAGAACCCAAGGGGGUCUCCGGCCCCUGUUGGACCUGCUCAAAAACCCCGAGUGCUCCAGGAAAACCCUGGACCUGGCUCUGAGCAUCCUAGCAAACUGCUGCACUGAGCUGCAGACACGCAUCCAGGUCCGUAAGCUUAAUGGAAUAAAUAUCGUAGUGGAGAUCCUGAAGAAAAAUAUGACCCUGGAGACCGUCCAGAACCGAGCAGCCCGGGCUUUGGGAAACUUGGCCAUGGAUCCAGAGAGCUCUGCUCUCAUCCACUCGGCUGGUGGUGUUCCUCUUCUUCUCCUGUGUGUUUCUCUUUCUCCCGGCCCGUCCUCGCCCACUGCUGCCCCGCCCAAAGAGCCCUGUCCUAAACUGGAGUGCGCUCAGUCGGCCGCUCGGGCUCUGCUCUACCUCUCGGAUACGCACUCUAACCGCCUAUCGCUGCUCACCCAGGGGACCUUAACGGCUCUGGCCCCGCUCAUCGCUCCAGAAUACCCCGUGGGGCUGAGGCGGGCGGUGCUCAGGACCAUCCACGAGCUGACCCGCGGCUGUGGGGUUGAAUGUGCCAGGGAGGUGUCCCGUUCUGGAGUCCUCGCUCAGCUCGGUGUCAUGGCGUCGGGGCAGUGUGAUGAAUCUUUUGAGGAGCUCGCACUGAAAACGCUGGCCAACAUGUGCUCCCAGGGGUGCCUUCGCCCCUUCGUGGGGUCACUGGGGGUCAUUCAGAAGUUCACUGAGGAGGUCAAGAGGGAGCCCCUGAAGUCUGGAGUCUUCCUCAAGGCGCUGUGCUUGUGCUGCAAGGAGGCGGUCAACCGCGCCAAGGUGAAGGAGAGCAGUGGAUUGGAGGUGCUGAUUGGCUUCCUGGCUGCCCAUCAGAGUCAUCCCCUUUCCAGACUCACCAUCCUGGCCUGUGUCGACUUUGUGUUUGAUGAAUCUGCCAUGGACCAGCUGCAAGAGUUAGGGCUGGUCCCUCUGCUUGUGGCACGACUGGUGGAGCUCACCCGAGGCGAGGAACAAUCUGCCGAGAAGAUGGACGUGAGCCUCUCCUCCAGCAUGUCUCCCACCGAGCUCCUGCCCUCAUCAUGUUUCGACUCCUUUGACUUCCCCCCCGAGGGCUGCAAGAAGGAGGAAGCGGGAAAGGAGCAAGGUUCAUCCAGCUUUUUAAGUCUCAGGUCCUGGUUGGUGUCUGAGGGAUUGAUCUCUUCAGAGGAGGAGCUGCUGGAUUCCUCUGGUGUCGAAGGAGAAUGGGGGAGUCUUCAGAUCCCACCGUCUUCAUCCCCUCAAACCUCCUCUCCAAACCCCGAUUCCCUUUCGUCUCUUAAAAACUCUUCUCCAUCCAACCCUACGGCCUCUUCUUCUAAAAAGGCUGCUCAGCCUUCCCCUGUGUCCUUUUCGGUCCAGCCCCGACUCUCCUCCUCAUAUAAAAUCACUGAUCCGCCUCCAUCUAGUCCUCCACCUUGCACUGUGCUCACACCGCAAACCCAGCCCGGCUCUUCCACUCUCUCCUCUCCCAUUAAAACCCCCCAAACACCCGUCUCUCCCUCAAAGUUCUCAUCCCCUCACCGAAGGAGGCAGCAGCGUCCUCAUGCGGCAGCCUGUUUGACCAAAGUCACUCUUGAUACCCCUCCGUCAGUGCCCCGCCAGAUGCCUUACAGCCACCCCUACCACCCUGAGCCCUGGACGCCCGAGUCGCCCAUCCUGCUGCUGCUGUCGCGCUUCUCUCACGCCACCGACCCGAGCGCCGCUCUGAUCAGCGCCGGCGUCAUGUCCGGCUUGCUCUACUACCUCACCCAGCACCAGGACCCCAGCAGCAGGUGCUUCCGGAUGCUUUGCAGGCUGAGCUGCAACCCCAACUGUUUGCAGGCGCUGGUCCGAACCGGCUCGGUCGCGCUGAUCCGCCACCAUCUCUGCCAGAGAGGGGGAGGAUUUCAGGGAGAGGAGAGGCAGACGGACCGAGUGAAAGCCAAAGUUAAACAGCUUGGUUUCGCUCUUCUUAAUAAUCUGCGUGUCCAGUGCGAGUCUGGAUUUGGCUCCGGGGUUGUUGCCCACGUGAUGCUGUCCGGCUCCGAGUCCGACAAGAUCAACUGUGCGUUGUCUCUGCCAUUAAUCAGCAGCAACAAGUCCUUGUUGAAGAAACUUCUUCUGGACAGCGGGGGGCUGCUCUUGGCUCUGCAGCUUCUUGGUGCCGAUGAUGUGGAUGAAUACCACCCCGCUGAAGGUGGGAAGUUUCUUUCUGAUUGGUUUCAUUCUUCGCAUUCAGGCCUGACUUCUCAGCUCCACCUGCUGUUCUCCUCUCUCCUGAUUGAAUGCCUGUCCACGCUGGCUGUUGGCAUCAAAAUGGAGCUGGACAAAAAACAUCCAAGUCCAGUCAUAACGCAGUCAGUCAGUAAAAUUGACAAGAUGUCACCCCCUCCCUCGAAAAGGCCUCGUCUGGUCGACACCUGUCCCUACGGCGUCUCGACCUUUGACCUCCUCUUGUUGCUGGACGAUGGGAUUCAGGUCCGAGCCAACAGGGAGGCAGUAGCCGGGGAGGAGGGGUCGGACGGGGUCGGCUCUCAAUACUUCUGGGCUCUGUUGAGAGGCGGAUUUGGAGAAGCUCAGGGCAAAGUGGAAGAAGCCAUCCGCAUCAAAGAUGUCAGCGCAGGUAUGCUGCUGCCAGUGCUGCACUACCUGCAUGGAUGCCGCCUCACCGAGGACACAGGGACGACCAGGGAAGGCGAAGAAGCAGAGCGGAGAGGUCAGUGUCCGAUCCUGGACAAAUUAAUCCUUGAAGGACUUGGGUUCUGCCAAAGAGGGCGAGGGGAUUGCUCAAGAGAAGACUUUGAUUUCCAGAAAACUGCUUUAGGCGAGAUGAUGAUUGGAGCGUGCCGGUUUUUGGUACCUGAGUUGCAGAGAGAGUUGGAGGGUCUCUGCGUGUCUCUACUCCUGUCCUGCUCCACCCGCCCUGCUAGCCGAGCUGCAUCAGCUCCCACACUGGACAAAGCCGAGAAGGCCGUGUCUAAAAUGGACCAUGAAUGCACCGAGUCUGCUGAGGAGAACCUGGCGACUCGAACAUCCGAGUUAGAGUUGACUGGUUUUGAGGCGCAAACUGAAAAUCCACCGGGACAGACAAAGAAACCAAAUAGUUCCCAGCACCAGACACUCGGAAACAAAACCUCUGGAACGGUUCAGGCGGCCAGCGGAGGACUCGAUACAACUUCGGAUCAUAAGACAAUCAAAAGGGCCACUCCAGUUUCCAGAUCAGUGGUGGACAAACCACUUGCUCCAGGGGAGUUGAGGUCAAGACCAAAGAACUUGAAAAGUUCAGCACAGCGUCUGAAAUCAGCAGCUCAGGACUCCCUUUCUUCCUCAGGAGGAGGUGGAGGAGGUGGAGGAGGUGGGCCCCUGGCCGCUCUCCUCCCCCAGAUGUACUGGUUUUCCCAGCGGUACAGCUACCCAGCACUGGGUCGGGCCUGCGUGUCUCUGCUGCUGGGUUGUCAGGACUGCCCUCGGCCCUUCGUGUCCUCCUCCCUUGCCGGGGUUUGUCUCCGCAGACUUGCCAGAGAGGCCGACUGUACGGAGACCCUGAAACGGGAUCUACUAAGUCUGGCCACAGCAGCUCUGAGCUGAACGAGGAGGGGAAUAUUGAGAAAAGUUGUUGGGUUGUGUGGCAUGAAAGUGAAGUGAGAGUCGACUGUGGGGCUUAUUAUCAGCUUGACACUGUAGUCGUUUUCAUUUAGUAUCUGGAAGGUGCAGGUUGCAACAACAUUAUGAUGACCUAAAAAACCUGUAUGAAUUUCUUGAGCGAUAACAGAACUGCCUGUUGAUUUAUUUUCAUAAGCUGGAAGCAUAGUUUCAAUUGAGUUUUGAUGUAAACUGUAGCCCGUCCCGGCAUGACAUAAUUGUAUUAUAAUUUACUAAUGACAGUUGCAUUGUAAUUAUUAUUUUUUUGCGUGGAAAAAGUCUUAAGAUGGAUUUGAUGAGUGUCAUUUAGCUGGAAGUACUGGAAUUAUCAGGGUUGGUCUAGUAGCCAGUUGUUUAUUUUGUACAUAGAGAUAUUAUGGAUUAGCAGAUAUACAAUGUAAGGAUUCCAACUGUCUCAUGAAUUUAUGCCACUGAAUAUAUUGUUGGAACAUCA